Thyridium curvatum is the source of this 3366-nucleotide messenger RNA. RefSeq lists its product as uncharacterized. Gene Ontology annotation, molecular function: zinc ion binding; alpha-amylase activity; DNA-binding transcription factor activity, RNA polymerase II-specific. The transcript is spliced from 3 exons. The record is from RefSeq and is a predicted model, not a curated record. Gene Ontology annotation, biological process: DNA-templated transcription; oligosaccharide catabolic process; regulation of DNA-templated transcription. The coding region runs from base 1 to 3366 and encodes 1121 amino acids. NCBI's taxonomy places the organism in Eukaryota, Fungi, Ascomycota, Sordariomycetes, Thyridiales, Thyridiaceae.
AUGACUCUCUCCGUUGCCCCUUCAAAGAAGUGGUGGAAGGAUGCCGUGGUUUACCAGAUCUACCCUGCGAGCUUUCUGGACUCCGAUGGAGAUGGCUUGGGUGACCUCCAGGGAAUCAUAUCCAAGUUGGACUACAUACAAUCACUCGGCGUCAGUGCUAUAUGGCUGUCUCCUAUCUACAAAAGCCCGCAGAAUGAUAUGGGCUACGACGUGGCAGACUACCGGAAUAUUCAUCAGCCCUACGGCUCCAUGGAGGACAUGGAUCUGCUCAUUCACCAAUGCCACGAAAGGCAAAUCAAGGUGCUUUUGGACCUCGUUGUUAACCACACCAGCAACGAGCAUCCUUGGUUUCUUGAGUCUCGGAGCAGCCGAACGGCUACCAAGCGCGACUGGUACAUUUGGCGCGACCCCAAGUAUGGACUCGACGGGUCUCGUAAGCCGCCAAACAAUUGGGCGUCCAUCUUCGGUGGCAGUGCUUGGACCUGGGACGAGAUGACGGGCCAGUACUAUCUCUCGCUUUUCUUGCCUUCCCAGCCCCACCUGAACUGGGAGAAUGAAAGCAUGCGACAGGCGACACAUGCCGACAUGAUCUUCUGGCUCGACAAGGGUGUCGACGGUUUCAGGAUUGAUUCUAUGAAUCUCAUGUCCAAGCACUCGGACCUCCCGGACGCGCCGAUUGUCAAUCCCAACUCGGACUUCCAGCCUGGCGAUAAGUACUUCGCGAGCGGACCCCAGCUCAACAUGGUCUUUACGGGCGACAUUGUCGACAUGGAUUUCGGACCCGGCGGCAAGUACGAGCGCAAUGACUUCCAGGUGUCUCGACUCCGCGCCAUCACCAGCAAGUGGCAGAACGCCAUGCCCAAAUUUGGGGGCUGGAAUGCCGUCUAUCUCGACAACCACGACUCGGGCCGCUCGCUGUCGCGGUAUGCCUCGGACCUGCCGCAGCAUCGUGUCAACGCUGCCAAGAUGCUGGCGACGUACAUGGGAACAUUGAGUGGUACCCUGUUUCUGCUCCAGGGACAGGAAAUAGGCAUGACCAACAUCCCGGACACGUGGGGAGUUGAGGACUACAUUGACGUCGAGGGAAGCAACUACUACAACAGCGUCCUUGAAAGACGAGGGGAAGGUGCGGACAUGACCGAUUUGUUGAGGGAGAUGAGACUGAAGGCUCGAGACAACGGCCGCCUCCCAAUGCAGUGGAACAGCAACAAGAAUGCAGGUUUCACAGAGGGAGGCAAGCCCUGGAUGAGGGUCAAUGAUGACUACAAGGAGUGGAAUGUGGAAAAACAGGUAGGAGACAAAAACAGCGUUUUGGAAUACUGGAGAGAGGUUCUGGCCUUGCGAAAGAGCGAGAGUGAGGUGUUCACAUACGGUCACUACGAGGAGUUGGAUGUGGCGAGGACCGGGGAGAAUGUCUUUGCCUACACAAUGACGAGCUUCGAUGAGCAGAAGAAGGCUCUAGUCUUGCUGAACUUCUCCGAUAUGGACCAAAGGUUCGAUACAUGUGGAUUUGAGGGAUGGAGCACAUUGCUUGGAAGGAAGACAGAAGUCGGAGUCGGAGUUGGAAGAUCCAUCAAUGGCUAUGGUUGUUACGAGGUGCGUCCCCCACAACAACAACCUUCUCUCGAUCGCUGGAUAUUGGCACGACAUUGGGACGACAGGGAUAACCGCCACACCAAGAGUAUGACCUCUAGAUGCAGGGCCAAAACCGUUAAAGUGAAGCAAGCCUGCGAUAGCUGUCGUCUGCGUAAGAUCCGUUGUGAUGGCGCCUGGCCCUGCGCCAACUGCGCAGCCGCGGCCCUGUCAUGCACCUUUCUCGCUGUACACAAGAAAACAGGCCCCAAGGGUGGCCGUCGGCGGCCACGCUCGUUUGCAUCGCCUGUGUCAGAUUCCGUGCGAGCUGGACCGUCGAAUCUCCAUCACAUAGGCAGCUCUUUGCCAGGUUUCUCGUCGAUCCUUGCAAGCGUUUCUGUGCACAACGGUAUCGAAACGCCAGCCCCCGUCGGUACCUUUUCCCUCGAUCCUGUCCUCGACGAUGUCUUUGCUAAGGGCGAGUGUGGCUUCCAGCCGUCUCCGGCACUGACUACUGAAGUGGUAUCGCUAUGUUUGGAUGCCUUCUUCGAGCAUAAAUCUCCGAUUACACCCAUACUGGAUCAGAAGCAAAUGAAGGAUGCCCUUCUGUCCUACACAACAACACCCGAGCUGUACAGCCUGCUCGCAGCGUGUUGCUCCGUCAUGGUCUUGUCGCCCGGGCUACUUGGGCAAACGUCACCGCAUUUGUCUCAGCCAUUUCAUACUUUGUCUACGCCCUUGCCAUCACCUAUAUUAUCACCAACAGGAGCCAGCAACAGCCCUGUAGCAAUGCCUCCACCACGUCUCCUCAUCUCAGAGGUCAUCCGCGCUCGGUCUUUCUCCGGAUAUAUUGAGAAGCCAUCGUUAAACAGCGUGCAGACAUCCUUCUUUCUAUUCUCCGCCUAUUUCUGCCUGGGCGAGGACAAUUCGGCGUGGUUCUACCUCCGAGAAGCCAUCACGUUGCUUCAACUCUUGCGGUUUCACGAAGAAAGCACCUACGCUGUACUUUAUGCCACCAAUCCUCUGACAGCCACCUACGCUCGCCGCACUUUCUGGGUCCUGUUCGUCACGGAGAGGGCAUACGCCCUCCAGCGAAACAGGGUACUCACGCUACAAGCGAGCAUCGACCUACCAUCGGCCAAGUCGGACAGGGAUGCGCUGAUCCUCAUGGGGUUUGUCAACCUCAUAUCCCUGUUCCGCGACUUUGACGACGAGUUUGUCAACCUGUGGAACCAGCCAUUCGGCACCUCGCCCUCGGAGAAGCCGCUGGUCAAGCUGCAGAACAGGCUGGCGUACGCGCUGCCGACCGUGUCCGGGUGUACCAAGGGCCAGCUGGCCGACCUCUUGGUGUCGCGCGAGUGGCUCAAGACCAUUGUGUGGCAGCUGUGCGUCUCCAGGGCCAUGCUCUCGAGCUCGAGCAGCGAGGAGAGCAUGUCCUUCCGGUACCCCGUCGCCAUCGCCCGCGACAUCGUGCUCGUCUCGCGCCUCUUGCCCCCAGAGGCCUUCGCGGCCAACGGCAUGGGCAUCCUCGAGAAGAUCACCGACAUCGGGUGCUCGCUCUCCGACGUCUUGUCGCUGGAGCCGGGCUUCGCGGGCCCGUCGACGCUCGAGAUCGGGCCGCGGGAUUCCUUGGCCGAGCUCGUGCGCAUUGUCAGCUCUUUUGGCAGCGGAUACAAGAAGCUGCAGAUCCUGGCGAGCAAAGCGGCCGGUUGCCUACGGACGAGUAUUGAGAGGCCCUUAAACGAUGUGGCUGACGAAAUCGAUGAGACUGGGCAAAUCUACGGAUGCGAAUGA